AUGUCCAAAAUAAGGGGGUCGACCCUAUUGAGGGCCCUAAACAUAUCCAUUUCGAUCAUAUCGGACAAAGUGAUAGUCUUCACGAUAUUCAUAGUCUAUGUUCUGAUUGGAGAGCACUUGAGCGCCGAGAAGGUGUUCGUAACGAUGGCUAUAUUCAACACAAUACGGCUCACAAUGACCUUCUUUUUCCCGAAUAUGAUAGGCUAUGCCGCGGAGAUAUACGUCUCGUGCAAAAGGGUCCAGGUGUGUGAUCCGGUAAAAGGCAUUCAGUAUAAAGACAGUGAUUUGGAUGUCAAGAAAAAUAGCGACGGCUUUAAUAUAGCCUUAAUUGACGCACAAAUGACUAAUCGAUGCAACGAUGGGAACAGUAUUAUCGUGGACAACCUGUCGGCCAAAUGGGAUAUUGACUCUGAUAUAAUAACCCUACAAAACAUAUCAUGCAGUUUACAAACCGGUGAAUUGUUAGCUGUUGUGGGGCCGGUAGGCUCGGGAAAGAGCUCAUUCCUGAUGUCUCUGAUGAAUGAGAUUGAAGUGACUACCGGUGCCGUCAAAGUAGAGGGUAUUAUAGCCUACGCCCCGCAGGAGUCGUGGGCUUUCAACGCAACUAUUCUGCAGAAUAUUCUGUUUGGAAAGCCUUACGAAUUUCAGAAAUUCCGUCAAAUAAUGUCCGUCUGCGCGAUGGACAGGGAUUUAAAGCAAUUUCCGUUUGGAGAGAAGACAUUAGUCGGGGAAAGGGGUGUGUCGUUGAGUGGCGGGCAGAAAGCUAGACUCACGUUAGCACGUGCCCUCUAUAGCGACGCCGAUAUCUAUUUACUGGACGACCCGUUAAGUGCCGUCGACUCCGAUGUCGCGAAACAUAUCUUUGAAAAAUGUAUAACAGGUUACCUGAAAUCAAAAGCUGUUGUUUUAGUCACACAUCAAAUCCAAUUCAUACAAAAGGCUACCAAAAUACUAGUGCUCAAAGAGGGCCGACCCCUAGCCUUUGGGUCGUACAAAGGAUUGUGUGAAUCCGGUAUUGAUUUUAUGAAUUUAAUACAAACAGAAGUGAAGUCCGAAAGUAAGUCCAAAAGCGAUGAAAUAAUUAGCGAAGAGCUGAUGGCUUCGCAA
Oppiella nova is the source of this 1107-nucleotide messenger RNA. NCBI's taxonomy places the organism in Eukaryota, Metazoa, Arthropoda, Arachnida, Sarcoptiformes, Oppiidae. The record is from the annotation of a GenBank genome assembly.